CAUCUCAUCAAGACAAGAGACUGCUCCAUCAAUGGCGGCUACUUUUACAACCCAAAUAAAUGUGGGCUCGGUAUCGGGUCCACAAGCAAGCCUUUGUCAGACAAAAGUGUUGGGUGCUACGUUUAAUGCAAUCAAAAUUCCCAAAAGGUUUGCUUUGACGUCCAACGCUUCUUCGGGCUCCUGUUUCUUAUCCGGUUCGCUUCGCCCGGUUCCUCUAACUUCUUCCAACAAGAAACCCGGUUAUCGUAGCUUGGUCCGUGCUAGUGCUGAGGAAGCCAGUUUACAAUCAAAAGUUACCAACAAAGUGUUCUUUGACAUAAGCAUUGGGAAUCCAGUAGGGAAGCUUGCUGGAAGAAUUGUGAUUGGAUUGUAUGGUGAUGAUGUGCCACAAACGGCUGAGAACUUCCGUGCUCUAUGCACUGGAGAGAAAGGCUUUGGCUACAAAGGUUCCACAUUUCAUCGUGUCAUCAAAGAUUUCAUGAUCCAAGGAGGCGACUUUGACAAAGGAAAUGGCACUGGAGGAAAAAGUAUAUAUGGUCGUACGUUUAAAGAUGAGAAUUUCAAAUUGACACAUACUGGACCAGGAAUAGUUAGCAUGGCAAAUGCAGGCCCCAACACUAAUGGAAGUCAAUUUUUCAUUUGCACUGUGAAGACACCAUGGCUAGAUCAGAGGCAUGUUGUUUUUGGGCAAGUUUUGGAAGGCAUGGAUAUUGUUAAGCUUAUUGAGUCGCAAGAGACUGACAGAGGUGACCGUCCGAGUAAGAAAGUGGUCAUUAGCGACUGUGGUGAGCUUCCGAUGUCUGAAGUAUGAUGAGAUCAAUUCCAGUUUCUUUUGCUGCAGCUUUUAAUUAUUGGACUAGUCUAUCCAGUUUAAUGGGCCUCUAUUGAAUGAACCUGGAGCCAUGUUUGAAAGUUCAUUAUGGUCCCUUGUAUUCAGUAGAUAAGCUUAAGUUACCGGGAGUUAAAAGUGAUACUGGUAAGUUUUUACCAGCCAAAUUGUUGAGGUGUAUCAGUGGAUAUAAUGGAGUUUCGUUUACUCAGUGAAUCAGAUUUUAAUGUUUGAUGUGAGUUUGAAAACAAAUUCCUGCACUUCAUCAAUCUAUGAUGGCAUUAUUAUGAUUA
Messenger RNA from Pistacia vera, 1122 nucleotides. RefSeq names its product photosynthetic NDH subunit of lumenal location 5, chloroplastic-like. The coding region runs from base 32 to 811 and encodes 259 amino acids. The record is from RefSeq and is a predicted model, not a curated record. Lineage: Eukaryota; Viridiplantae; Streptophyta; Magnoliopsida; Sapindales; Anacardiaceae. Gene Ontology annotation, biological process: protein peptidyl-prolyl isomerization; protein folding. Gene Ontology annotation, molecular function: peptidyl-prolyl cis-trans isomerase activity. The transcript has 7 exons.